AUGGCCGACUUCACUGAAGACCAGAUCCAGGAUUUCCGUGAAGCCUUCCAGCUCUUCGACCGCUCUGGGGACGAGCGAAUCAAGCUCAGCCAGGCAGGAGAUGUCUUCAGAGCUCUCGGACAGAAUCCCACUAAUGCCGAAGUGAUGAAAGUGCUCAACAACCCAAAAGCCGAAGACAUGAAUGUAAAAACGCUAACCUUUGACGAGUUCCUACCAAUGCUCGCCACUAUCACGAGAAAUCAGGACCCCGGCAGCUACGAAGAUUUUGUCGAGGGCUUGCGCGUUUUCGACAAGGAGGGCAACGGAACUGUGAACGCUGCCGAGCUCCGCCACGUGUUGACGACCUUGGGCGAAAAGCUUUCCGAAGACGAAGUUGAGCAGCUCCUGACUGGCCACGAAGACAACAACGGACAGAUCAACUAUGAAGAUUUUAUCAAAAUCAUCCUCCAAGUCUAA
Messenger RNA from Oikopleura dioica, 456 nucleotides. Lineage: Eukaryota; Metazoa; Chordata; Appendicularia; Copelata; Oikopleuridae. The record is from the annotation of a GenBank genome assembly.